This is a messenger RNA of Hibiscus syriacus, 796 nucleotides long. RefSeq names its product transcription factor RSL2-like. The transcript is spliced from 3 exons. Gene Ontology annotation, molecular function: RNA polymerase II cis-regulatory region sequence-specific DNA binding; protein dimerization activity; DNA-binding transcription factor activity, RNA polymerase II-specific. Lineage: Eukaryota; Viridiplantae; Streptophyta; Magnoliopsida; Malvales; Malvaceae. Gene Ontology annotation, cellular component: nucleus. Gene Ontology annotation, biological process: regulation of transcription by RNA polymerase II. The record is from RefSeq and is a predicted model, not a curated record. Bases 1 to 741 code for a protein of 246 amino acids.
AUGGAGUCACUUGCAGCUUUUCCUGAUGGAGAGUGGGACUCGUUUAACAAAGUGUUCUCCAUUGAAGACCAGCUUGAUUUCUCACACCAAAUUCUUUAUCAGUUUUCGUUUCCUCUAGAGCAUGAUGAGGCCUUGAGUUUUUUUUCAAACCCUCGAGUCGAUGAGAUUUUUAUGCCUUCUGCCAAUGCUCUCCACUCUAGUUUUCACUAUGAUUCUCUUGAUCCCUACAAUUUUACUGGCUUUAAUCAUAUUGCUGCAACACCGGUCCCAAACACUGUUAAUUCCAUCGAAUUGCAUGGCGGAGCCGGAGGGGAUAAAAUCAACAGCAUUUCAACCGAGAACCCGAAGAAACGACCGUGGGCUUCUAAAGAUGUAAGAGAAAAAAAGAAUCGCAAGAUCAAUGUGAAUGGCAAUGAAGGAGAGUGUAACAUGGUUGCAGUUCAUGGAUUUGGUUCAGGCACGUGUAGUUCAGAUGAUGACAAUGUUUCUCAGGACACCAAAGGCUCUCAAGUUCUUAACUUGAAUGGAGAGACAAGAGCCAGUAGAGGAUCAGCAACUGAUCCCCAGAGUCUUUAUGCAAGGAAAAGAAGAGAGAGGAUCAAUGAGAGAUUGAGGAUUUUGCAGAACCUUGUACCCAAUGGAACAAAGGUUGAUAUCAGCACAAUGCUUGAAGAGGCUGUUCAUUAUGUGAAGUUUUUGCAGCUACAGAUCAAGGUAACUGAGGCAAAAUGGAUUCAAUAAAAUCUUGAUUAAAAUAAAAUAAAUGUAUGAUUUAAGUCGUAAUUACUAAUAUGGA